CGUUAGGAGUGGCAGGCGGAGCUGCACAUGUGUAGGCAGCCGGAAUUUUUCGUGUCGUGUUGUAAAAGUUGUUAAUUUGCCGUAAAUAUCUCUUGAUUUGUACUCAAGAGUGGAGCAAGACUUCAAGGAAGAGAGAUUGACGCAUCGGGAGCGAAGAACAGAAACGAUGGAUGGUUACGCUGCUUGGGUCUCGGCACGUUCGAAUUGGCAAAGUUCCGAAUUUGUCGCUGUGUUUUGUACGCUUGUGCGCUCGUCAUUUGCCGUCAUCGCGCGGCGAUAUUUGCGCUGGAUGUCUUUCACUUCGUGUGCAAAACUCUGCAUGCUGCCGCAUCGAAGAAGUUGUCCUGUGUUUGGGUGCACGUAUGCGCUUGGACACGGAUAGCCUGCUUGCUCUCAACGGGUGUUCAACAGUCUACGCGCACUCGUAACUUGCUCAUGAGGCAAGUUGCGGUUGUGCUGGAGCUGAGAAGAGGUCUGCUGCCUGCAAUGGGUCCAUCUCUCUCAAGUAAUCGCAGUAUUGUAGCUCUCAAAGUUCAAAAAGGUAUGGUGGAAGCUGUUGCCAAGGUUCCGACCAGAAAAGACAGCCAGUAUAAAAGGGUCCACACCACUGAUCUCUACUACAGGGGAUGGACAGCACAUCGAGCACCAUCGAAUGAAGCCAACCUUGUCCCGGAAGUUGGUGCUUCACAACUUUGCGGCAGCACUUCAUUUGCACGGCCUGUAGAGACAAGGUUUCUUAGACUUGGCCAUGGACCUCAAGGAAGAUGCCGAGGCCACAGGCAGUUCCUCCAGUGACCGUGAAAAGGUCCCCUGGGGCACAAGUCUAAUUUGGCACCUCUACCUUUCUCCUGCAGCUUUUCUGUCUACUUAGCUAACCAGGUGGGUCAAUGAUGGCAAAGGGAAAAAAGAAUCAACAGCUUCAAACGUAGAACUUGCUCAAGCUCAAUGCAUUUUUGGUGUGAAGUUUUUCCCUUAUCAUUUAUCAAAAAACGGGUAAUAAGUAUAUGAUAUGGUCUUCAUAUGGACACCUCUUUCCCACAGAGAAUUAGCAGUAAAAAAAGCAGCUUAUAAAGGCUUGAAUAUUAGCUUGGAUGA
Molecule: messenger RNA, 1095 nt
Organism: Dermacentor andersoni
Lineage: Eukaryota; Metazoa; Arthropoda; Arachnida; Ixodida; Ixodidae
Source: RefSeq, a predicted model, not a curated record